This is a messenger RNA of Anopheles merus, 2269 nucleotides long. RefSeq lists its product as uncharacterized. The coding region runs from base 1 to 1764 and encodes 587 amino acids. The transcript has 6 exons. The record is from RefSeq and is a predicted model, not a curated record. NCBI's taxonomy places the organism in Eukaryota, Metazoa, Arthropoda, Insecta, Diptera, Culicidae.
AUGAACCCGGCCGGAUCAACACCGAUCACCUCCGGGUACUGGAACUGUCCGUUGAUCGUACCGGUUUGGCCAAACUCGAGCAACUGUUCGCCGUACUUGUUGAACAGCUUCACCCGCCGAUUGCCCGCAUCCAGCACGAGCACGGAAGCGUUCUUCUGCACAGCGAUAUCGCUGACCAGCCUGAUCGCCCUUGGUGCAAAGUUUCCGGAGCAGCUGGCCUUCCUGCGAAAAGACAAAGAUGCAGUGCUUCCACUUGUCCGAUACGAACAGCUCCUUGCGCUCCGGAUCGAACGUGAUGCCCUGCGGGUAGCUCAGCUCUUCGUGCGUGAUCUUCUGAACGAUGUGACCAUUUGUUCUGGAAGCAUUGAGGGGAGAGUCUUUCAACACCGGCUCAAAAUGGAGACCCGGUGGACACGGUGCGUCCAGCUUGUUCUUCUUCUAGCCCUUGUAACGAUCCCGGCCAUCAUAGCGUCCUCCGCCACCACACCAGAACAGCACGAGCUAAAGCUCCCGGCAAACGAUCCCAAAGGCACCCAAACCGCGGCCGGGGUAGAAAGCGACACGCGUCCCGAUUCCGGUCACUUACGCACGGCAGCCGACGAACUAAUUGCUGCGCGUGAGUCGUCGCCGGCAGAGUCGUCGUCGCCCAACUACCACCACCAACACCACACGGCGAAGAAACGGCUCGCGGGCAAGGAAAGCAAAAAGUACCGGAAAAAGUACGUGUCCGAGGAUGAUUAUCGAAAAUCGAUGCCACACGAUGCCGGGCCGCAGACGACGAGCGGUGGCGGGAAGCAAGCGAGUGGAACGGCCAAAUCCAGCGAACCGCACAGCAGAAAGAAGCGCCUGAUCUGGGUUACGGACGACGGUCGGUUAGCGCUGCCGCCCGGUACGUCACUAACGAUUGCGCCGACGAUCGCCCUACCGUUUGUGCGCUACCCACCGACCGGCUUUCUGUCCAACAUCUCGAUCAGCUUGCCCAUAACGAUUGACUUCGAUAAGCUGGGACUGACGGAUAACCAGAAUCCGCUCGGUGUAUUACCGCCCAUAUUUGCAAGAUCGAUGGGCCAGGCAGCUGGCUCCGUGCUGGCCGACUACGUGUCGGACUAUAUGCGGCUGCAGCGACGAAAGCGGAGCAUUCCCAGCCCGGCGAACGAUCACUUCAAGAUCACCACCAACCGGUUGGAUGAUGAGGAUGGGGAAAUGGCCAUGCCACAGCUUCCGGCCGAGCACAAGCAUGCGUUCCAUGGUGGAGAACGAGCACUGCUGUACGUGGUGGUUGAAGAUUUCAUUGCCAACUUCGGGCUGGAUGGGAGAGCGUGCAUGCUUCGUGCCAUAUGUGAGGUCCACUCGAAGUCGAUCGAGAAGUUUGGGCUGAUCGGUGAGAUGCUGAAGCUGUUCUUUACAGCUUCCCAAUCGCCAUAUGCCGAACAUUUGGAGGAGUACGUAACGGCCGAAAAGAUUGGCCGUGGACAGGAUGGACCGGGUGAAUGCUUCCCGUACUACAAGGACUGCCCGCGCAGUUUGUUCCGUUCGUCCAACAACUUCCAGCAGAUGUACCGACAGCCGGCCGGGGAUCGGCACGAAGCGGAAGACUCCGAUCGUGACGUGGAUGAUGAGGCACACUUUGGCAACGAGAUCCCGAGCGAGCGUGUCGAAUAUCCGGCCCGUGAACCGCGGGCAACCGGGUCGCGGAACAGCAACACCAAAGAAAGUACGAUCGUACAGCUGGAGCAGCGCGAUCUAGCGGAGAUGGCAAUGUAGGGAUGCAAACAAAAAAGCCCAUGUUAGUAAUCACUUAUCUCGGGGGAGUUUCUGUAGUAUAUCUGGUGCUACAAAACAAACGAAUCAUUCGGUUAUGGCAGCGCGUGACGCGAGCCGACCUACUGGAAGGGUAUUAAACAGUUAAGAUCGUUGACAGUUUCACAGCAAUGGAUGUAAAUCUUAGCAGUAGAUGGAUGGAAUCGAUAUUACAGCUUCAUGUGAGCGAACUGCGGCAUAGAGUUCCGUUUCCUUAGAUAGAAUAGUAAUUUAUUCGUAAUGUGUUAGACAGGUACGAUAGUUGGAGACGAAGGGGGCAGGUUUUCUGGAUGUGUUUUUGUGAGCGUAUGGUCACAUAGUGGCCUAAACAGCAUGCAGAAACAGUAUUAGACGAACGUUGUUUUUAAUAUUUAUUGUGUAAUUAUUUGCAGCAACAGGUGCCCAUAAUUUUCAAUGUAGUCGCUAAUGACCAGGGAACGACAAAGAGCAAUAAAGUGAAACCGCGAGU